AUGAAAGCUAGUCGUGUCCCUCUAGGAGAAGCGGUUCGUGUUAGUGGCAGGCCGCGCGAUGGCGCUGCGUCUCCGCAGCGGCCCGGGCCUCUCUGGGGCGCUCGGGCGCGCUGGCCCCUGGGGACGCCGAGGGCGGCUGCGAAGCGCAGAGAAGCCGUGGCUCUCCCACCUGUCACCCUGGCCCUUCUCUGCUUGGACGGUGUCUUCCUCUCCUCAGCUGAGAAUGACUUCGUCCACCGGAUCCAGGAGGAACUGGACCGCUUUCUGCUGCAGAAGCAGCUGUCAAAGGUUCUUCUUUUCCCCCCACUCUCCAGUCGCCUCCGGUACCUGAUCCAUAGAACAGCAGAGAAUUUUGAUCUCUUGAGCAGCUUCUCCGUUGGGGAGGGCUGGAAGAGGAGGACGGUCAUCUGUCACCAGGACAUCAGGGUACCCAGUUCAGAUGGCCUCUCUGGCCCCUGCCGCCCUCCUGCCUCCUACCCCAGCAAGUACCAUGGUCCUCGGCCCACCUCCAACCAAGGAGCAGCUGCUCCCCGAGGUGCCCGGGCUGGCCGGUGGUAUCGUGGACGCAAGCCAGACCAGCCUUUGUAUGUGCCCCGGGUGCUGCGCAGGCAGGAAGAAUGGGGGCUGACCUCUACCUCGGGGCUCAAGGGAGAGGCCCCAGCUGGCAGGGAUCCAGAAGAACCUGGAGAUGUUGGUGCUGGAGACCCCAACUCUGAUCAGGGACUCCCUGUGCUGAUGACUCGGGGAACAGAGGACCUAAAGAGCCCAGGACAAAGGUGUGAGAAUGAGCCGCUGCCGGACCCUGUUGGCCCUGAGCCCCCGGGGCCUGAGAGUCAGUCAGGGAAGGGAGACAGGGUGGAGACGGCCACACGGUUUGGGUCCACCCUGCAGCUAGACCUGGAAGAGGGGAAGGAGAGUCCGCUGGAGAAGAGGCUCGUGGCAGAGGAGGAAGAGGACGAAGAGGAGGUGGAAGAGGACGGCCCCAGCAGCUGCUCGGAAGACGAUUACACUGAGCUGCUGCAGGAGAUCACAGACAACCUGACGAAGAAGGAGAUUCAGAUAGAGAAGAUCCACUUGGACACGUCCUCCUUCGUGGAGGAACUGCCUGGAGAGAAGGACCUUGCCCACGUGGUAGAGAUCUAUGACUUUGAACCGGCGCUCAAGACGGAGGACCUGCUGGCAACGUUUUCUGAGUUCCAAGAGAAGGGGUUCAGGAUUCAGUGGGUGGAUGAUACUCAUGCACUCGGCAUCUUUCCCUGCCUGGCCUCAGCUGCUGAAGCCCUGACCCGGGAAUUCUCGGUGCUCAAGAUCCGGCCCCUCACGCAGGGAAGCAAGCAGUCAAAGCUCAAAGCCUUGCAGAGGCCAAAACUCCUGCGUCUGGUGAAGGAGAGGCCGCAGACAAAUGUGACGGUGGCCCGGAGGCUGGUGGCCCGGGCCCUGGGACUCCAACACAAAAAGAAAGAGCGGCCUGCUGUCCGGGGUCCGCUGCCGCCCUGAGGCCUGGAGACCCAGCCGGCCUGGAUCUGCGCCCUGAUGUAGCUGGUGCCCCAACACCAUAAGCCUUCACAGAUGCCAGAGCAGCCCCGCGCCACCCUCAAGCUUCACCAUGGGGUGGGGUGGGCUUUAGUUUAGUCUCACAAAUGGAGAAAAAAUAAAAACAUUGUUCUAAUGUGA
Messenger RNA from Cercocebus atys (sooty mangabey), 1674 nucleotides. RefSeq names its product R3H domain and coiled-coil containing 1 (gene R3HCC1). The transcript has 9 exons. Lineage: Eukaryota; Metazoa; Chordata; Mammalia; Primates; Cercopithecidae. Gene Ontology annotation, molecular function: nucleic acid binding. The coding region runs from base 1 to 1497 and encodes 498 amino acids. The record is from RefSeq and is a predicted model, not a curated record.